GAGAGGAUGAAGAUAUGGAGUGAAUGAAGAGGAAGAGAGGUGCUUGUAUUUAUAGUUGAAAUCCUGCCGACAGACCGAGGAAAUUCCGACGGAAUUCCGACGCCAACGGCUAGUUCGUCAGAAUUUCCUCGGAAUUUUUAAAAUCCCCCAACGGCUCUCCAACGGCUCUCUAACGGCUAUAAUAUAUCCUCGGAAUUCAUCGGUUUUUUCCGAGGAAUACAUUUUUCCUCAGUAUUCCAUAAGAAUAUUCCGAUGGAUUGAUAUUUCCUCAGAAUUCCGUCGGUAUAUUCCGAGAAAACCAAAUUUUGUGUUUCCUCGGAAUAUCCUCGGAAAUUCCUCGGGAUAUUCUAAGGAUUUCAUUUUCCGUCGGAAUAUCCGAGGAUUUCAUUUUCCAUCGGAAUAUCCGUCAGAAUACCGCUGUUUUCUUGUAGUGAAUUUUGUAAUCGAUUCAAACCAUAUUUUAUUAAUAAUAUAAUAUAAUUUUUUUUUAAAGAAUAUAUGAUAUGCAAAUGGGUACCCAUUAACUUAGUUGUGUUAUCUCCUGUAAGAUUUAAUUUUGAAUAUGUACCUGCAUACACUUGGUCAUAGUGAAACAUAACAUAGCUUAAUUUUUUUUUACAUAGCUCACUUUAAUAAACAGAAAACACACAUAGCUUAAAACGACAUUUUAUAGUCAAACUCUUUUGUGACGAUUAAAGAAGAGUUGAGUAUAUUUUUAUAUGAGUUUGUUGGAUGGAAACAAGGUUUUUUUAUCUGUUAGAUUAAGAGUUAGGCUAGAAAUAUUUGGUCACUGAAAAAAAGACACGUUCGAAUACAUCAUAUUAAUGUAUAGAGUAUACUCGUUGUUACCUGUACAAUGAACCCAAAUGCAUGAGGUCUAACCGUCUAAGCAAUGACACUUGAUAAUAUACAGUACACAUGAAGUCUAAGCAAUGUUAAGACUUAAUAAUACACAGUGACAGAGACGCCAGUUUUUAGGUUUUGAAUUUCGGGCAAUAAAAUUAUAUUUAACGUAAAGUGAGUAAAUAGUUAUGAAAGUAACUGGUCCGGGCAGAGAAAGUUUCGUCGAUAGAAAAGAUCGUCUUCGUCUCCCAAAAACCUAUAUUUAGUAUCUUGCACCUUCUCAUGCAUAUCACGUGCCGCACGGCUCCUCUACCUCCACUGAAUAGUUUUUCUAAUACAUGUAAAACUGUUAAUUUUUUUUUACAUCAAAUACUCUAUAUAUUAUUAAGAAAAUUCUAAGAGAUUAAACUUAGAAACCAUCCAAGUAUCCAACUUGGAAGCCUAGUGUGUUUACAUGGGAGAAGAGUAAACCGCUAGACAAAAUGCCUUUUGCGAAGCUAUCAUGUAAAACUGUUAAUUAGGAUCAAAUUUUAGAUAACAUGGUAAGAAGUUUAUGUCAUCAAAUUUAUUAAUACCAUCUCUAAUAUAAGACUCUAUUUUUUUUUCUAAAACAAAGUAAAAGUAAAUAUUGAAUAAAAUAUUUUAACCUUACUUCAUUUUCCAUUCUAUACUAGAAUAAUGAACAAACAAAAAAUAAAUUAUUUCAUUUAUAGAAUAAAUCUCAUUAUUAAGUAAGAAAUAUAGUAAAAUUGAAAUAUUUUUUACUUUAUUCUUAUUUUUACUUCAUUAUAGAAGAAAAAUGGUGUUGGAUUGGAGAGGCCUAAGAACAUUAAAAUAGUCCGUUUAACAGUUAUAUAUAGUCAGUUCUUGUGGCUCUUGAUAAAUCUAGAUCAUUAGUGUAAACUUAACCACGUGCGACUCGCCAAAUUUAUACAGACAUAUAUGUGAACUUUUGAGUAGCUAUUUCUCGGUCAUUACAGCCAAGUCAAUGCGUCAAGAAAGAACGUUAGUGAACAUAUGUAGUUACAACGAUUUGAUUCUCUUGUUUUUAAUAUUUAUAUGAAUUAUAAUAAAACAUGAGAAUAAAAAGUAAGAACCGCAAGGAGAACAAGUAGUGUAUAAAACACUCAUAUGCAUUGGCAAGUUGCAACUCUGUAAUUAAUAGGUAUCAUAUAUAACUGGAAACCUAAUUCAAAUUUAAUAUCCGUAGAGUUUGAUCUCAAUUCUCUACCAGCAUAACAAACAAUUAACCUAAUUCACAUUUAAUAUUUGCAAUUUGUUAUAACAAUCGCCAUAAAACGACGAAUGAGUACGCUUCUCAAGAAUGGCCUGCUCAAUCACACACACAAAUUUGCAUAUUUGCUAAGUAAAUGUUUAGAGUUAAGAAAACGUUAAUUUAUUUACAUGUCCGCUCUGGCCACUGGUGCGUCUCGCCUAGACGCUUUAGAUUAAUUCAACUAAUGUUUAAAAUGUUAUAUUAUGGUAUAAGAUGGUUAUUUUUAGUGAUAAACUAAUUAUCAUAAUUUACAAGGUAUAUGAUUCGAUUCCAUAAGUCUUUAUCCACAUGUCGAAAGAGUAUAGUCCAUAUAUUUAAAAUUCAAUGUAAUAGGUUUGUUGGAACUUGUAGCUGUGAUAAAUAAAUUAUGCAUGUCGUUGUGAAUAUUAUUAAUGUUUCAACUGGUUAUAAUUGAAGUUUUUGGACGGUUGUUCUGCUGGUUCAUUGUCUUUCAUUUUUUUUUAUGUUGAUACCAAAUUAACUUUGAAUAUACAACGACAACAAACUAACAAAUGAAACUAUUAAUAAAAAAGAUUACAUAACAUGAAGCAUUCUAAAUCUGCAGAAACAUCAUCACCUAUAAUAAAUACUCUACUAAACUAAUUGUCUUAAGAUGAUAAAAUGUAAAUGGUAAUAUGUAUGUUAGCCGUAGUCUAUAAUUAUACAGUUCCGUGUAUAAGAGACUUUCUGUGGUAAUGUUUAAACCAUAUGUAUUAUAUGUUUUCACUUCGGAUUAACAUACUAUAUAGAAGUUUGGUAGUGUAUAUGUUUUCGGUGCGGCACAUGGAGAAGAAAGAAACAACCAAAAUGUUCUGAAACAUAGGGAAUGUGCGAUAAUUAACUAUACACUUACAAUAAUUAGAGCACUUAGAUAAAUCUAGUGCUAAGUCCUAACAGUAUAUUUUGUUAUGUCCUAAAUGUUAUAUACCUCCAAAUUUUCUUAAUUAAACAACAUUAUUCAUUCAAACGACAAGAUAUUAUACAUAUCAAACGGUGUCACUGACACCCAUCCUUAUGGCGAGGAACAUAAAUCUUAUGUAGUUACCAAAAAAUGGUUUACAUAUAAUUUAUUUUGACGACUAAAAAUUAACAUAUAUGUAAAACCAUUGAGUUCAGGUUUUACACCGUAGACAUUAAAACACGUGAAGCAUCCAAAUACAUGUGUGAAUCAGUGCAUGCGAUGUGUACGUUAAAAGCUGCUGUAGACAUGUAAGACGAAAUGGAAAAAGUGCUAGAAAGGCAUAAAAGAUAAAAAUGGACCGACUCACUACGACAAAAUUUAAGUAGAGAGUACACACAUAGUAGAGUAGGCUGCUACGGUUUAGGCGUCUCUCUGAAUAAAGAUCAUCUUCUUCUCCAUUCAUUUAUGAUGCUCCCUUAUGUUUUACUCAUCACAUUUAAAUCCAACAAUAUUCAUCACAUUAAACAAUACUAAUACUAAUAAUAAAAAAGCGUUUCAACAGCUUUGAAUAAGUAAAUAGCAACGAAAAUAAUAAUUCGCAUAAUUAUAUAGACAAUUGAUUCUAAAAUAACAUACUAUGAAAUUUUAUGUGACUGCGUAGUAAAUUUAUUUCAUCUCAUCUUCAAUAUUCUAACUACAACACCUCGAUUAUAUAAUAAGAGUACCAUCAACCAUAUUAAUCCUAGUGACAGUGAACUACACCAAUUAUUCGGAUCUAGAAUUACAUCAGUAGGCUCGUAGGGUGAGUUUUUUAAAUUUACUCCUGAGGAAACGCCGACGGAUCUCAGACUAUAUAGCCAAGAACGUUAGACGAAGACCAAAGCCAAAGCAGUAACUUUAAAAAUUAAUAGCAUUUUUAAAGGUCAUUUUCUUUUCUAAUUUUUUUUUUGAAAAUAGCAAAAUAUCUUGAUAAUCCCAAUAAUUAAAUUUCACUAUUCUUUUGAUUAUGAAAGAAGAAAAAAAAUGAAGGACGCUUUUAUAAAAAAAAACUCAACCCCACCAUUUUCUCCUGUUCUUUGUCUCUCCCACCACCAUUCUCUGUAUUAAUUCAACCUUCAUCGUUUCGCAUUAAAAACUCAAAAACAUUUUCUUUCCCUCUCACAAAAGUUUCAGUCACUUAGAAAGACAAAAAAAAAAAAAGAAGUUUGAAGAUGAUGAACGGUUUGAAAAGAACGUUUUGGAUUUCCAAACAUAGAAAGACAGAGGAUAGAGUUGACGAUCGGGCAAAACCCACUUCAAGGUUCGGUUUAUUCUCUAACCCGUCUACUCCAAAGUCCGAGACCCGACCCGAUUCAGCUAGCCCCACUCUUCGUUGCCAGAGCUGGGGCGCUACGGCCGUUGCCACUCCCUCCUCACCGUCUCUUCCCGCUAGUCCCAAUCUCCAGUGCAUGACUUCCGGCGACGUAACUCCGACAGCGACUACGCCAAGGAGAAACAGAAGCCCUCUCUCUCUUCUCAGCCUUUCUUCCCCUUCGUCGCCGGCGAGCUUCUCUCUCCUCAAAGCAAAACUCUGUUUCACUAAAAGUAACGGCAGCAGAUGUGGGAUUUGCUUACAGAGCGCGAAAGCAGGGAGAGGAACGGCGAUAUUCACGGCGGAGUGCUCUCACACUUUUCAUUUCCCGUGUGUCGCCUCACGCGCCGGUGAUCUUACUCUACUCGCCGCAUGCCCCGUUUGCGGCGCCUCGUGGAGAGACACAUCACUUCUCCCUCUCCACGACUUGAAAUCCCCAGAAUCCGAAUCCGAAUCCAGGACCCGAGAAUCAUCGUCCAACAAGUCCUUAAGAGUCUACAACGACGACGAGCCUUUGAUCUCCUCUCCGAUCUCGCCUGCCGGUUUCAACACCAUACUCGAAUCAGACGAAAACGAAGACGACGAAGAAGAAGAUAACGGAGGUUUCAAAGGCUUCUUCGUUAACACGCCGUUAACGUCAAAUAAACGGUUAACUGAUUCCGUCGACGUCAAGCUGUCUUCGGAAGCGGCGGUUGUGGCCGUUGGAAGAGGUAGUUACGAGACCUACUCUGUGCUGAUGAAGAUCAAAUCUCCUCCGUUACCUGCGUCGCGGCCCAGACCUCCCGUGGAUUUAGUAACGGUUCUCGACGUCGGCGGAAGCAGGGUCGAGACGGUGAGGCGAGCGAUGAGGCUGGUGAUUUCGUCUCUCCGGGAGAACGAUCGUCUCUCGAUGGUCUCGUUCUCGUCGAGCUCGAAGCGUCUAUCGCCGCUGCGAAGGAUGACGGCGAACGGAAGGAGAGUAGCUCGUCGGAUUCUCGACGAUAUCUCCGGCGACGGCGAGGGGAUGAGCGUGAAGGAUGCUGUUAAGAAGGCUGCUAAGGUGAUCGAGGAUCGCCGGCAGAGAAAUCUGUUCGCCACCAUCUUCGUCUUAACGGACUCGGCCCAUCAGGCCCAAUCAGAUUUCGUGUCGUCCACGCGCGUCUCUCUGUUAGAAAUCCCAACGCACACCCUUUACCUCGGCGCGUGUACCAAAGUUAUCCCGGAGGACGUGUUUGCCAAACGCAUCAAAGGUUUGUUGAGUGUCUCCGUACAGGAUCUUACUUUACAGCUCGGGUCGGGUCAAGGAGAGAUUACGUCGGUUUACUCACUAUCGGGUCGACCCAUUUGGCUUGGAUCCGGGCUCAUUCGGUUGGGUGACAUGUACGGGGAAGAAGAAAGACAAGUGUUGGUGGAACUAAAAUCACCUGCAUCUGGUAAGUCCCACAGAAUCAUGACCGUCCGAUCCCGCCACGUAGAUCCAACCACUCAGGAAACAAGGGACUCGGAUGAUAGAGCGCUUCUGAUACCACGUCCUACAGCCGCCAGAUCAUCAUCCAACACGAACAUUGCACGACUCAGAAACGUCCACGUCAGCACACGAGCCGUGGCAGAGUCUCGGCGACUGAUCGAAGCCAGUGAUUACUCGGGUGCUGAGCGAAUGCUGACGUCAGCUCGAGCCUUGCUGGUGCAAUAUGGCUUGAGUUCUGGCGACGCGUGCUUACGUGGUUUGGACACUGAGAUAGCAGAUUUGAACCGCGUGAGAGGUAGUAGACACGUGGCUGUGAAGAGCCCAGUGCCUGUGGCUCAGAAGACUGAGCCGUUGACACCAACUUCAGCUUGGAGAGCGGCUGAAAGAUUGGCUAAGGUGGCGAUCAUGAAGAAGCAUAUGAACAGAGUCAGUGACCUCCAUGGGUUUGAAAAUGCUAGAUUCUAGUCUGUUCUUCUGGUUUGAUGUUUCUGUAUUUCUUUUUCUUUAAGAUAAAGUUAUGUAAUGAAGUGACACAAAGAAAUAGAACGGUAAAAAAUGGUAUAUGCAACAUAUUUUUAUUGAGUCUUACCAAAUCUUUUGAAACUAGUUUUGGAUAUAUUCACUAUGGAUGGCCGACUGUAAUUUCAUGAAAAGUAAAUGGGUCAAAGGAAGUAUUUUUCUUUUGACUUUUUAGUUUUUAGUUGAUGUGAAAUGCAGAAAUAAUGGUAUUUUACUAUUUUUGUUUGGAUAUAUGGCAUAUUUAAUUUGUGGGUGCUCCAUUUUUUGUAUAUAAAAAGAUGAAAUUGGGUCACAAAUAUUUUCUUUAGCAACGGCGGAAUUAGUCUUUGCUUUUUGUCUCAUGUACUUUGUACACUGAGGAGAUCUCAUGAUGAUAUAGUCUAACCUUUUAACUUGUACUCCCACUUAUUGUGCCACUACUGUGUUCCCCAUUAUAAUUUCACAAUUAUGUUCCCCAUUAACUACCAAUAACACUCUAGCCAAUCAGUCAAAGUGAAGAAAGAAAUUUUUUUGCAAAGUGCUCACCAUUGUUUUUGGUACGUUUAAUCUGGAUAGGUGUGCUCCACUCAUAUCCAAUAAUGAGUGGCAUACAUUGAAUUGAACUCUCUCUUCAUACAAAUUCAACAUGAUGAUCUUCUUUAGGAUUUGGUAUAUGCAAGAUUCAAAUCAUAUAGCACCUCUAAAGCACCAAAAGGAAAAGUUACAAGCUCAAAUAGUUUUAGUGUAAGAACUACUGAAACAGUGAUGAUAUAUCUGAUUUAAAACUAAUUUUGGAAAUACAAAGAAUUUCUAUAUUUAAAAAGUUGAACAAACAAGUAGCAACACAAACACGGUCUUAUGGGAUGUCCAAAACUUCCCUGGAUUUUUUUUUGGUACAUAAAAGUCCAUCAAAACAAUACACAGAAUACAUUUACAUUUUUGCCUUCGUUUCAGAAAUGUAACUGCCUACACCUUGAGAUGUCUACAUCGGAUGUGCAACAAGGACAUUUGAAAGACGACUUAGUACCAUUCUUCGACAUUUUUGUUGAUAGAUCUAUGUUUUCUCGCUAGUUGAGAGCUUCUUGAGAGUUUCCCUCUUGAGAUAUCUCUAAAAGUAGAAAACGUAAUCUGUGAAGCUUCGUCUUAGAGAUCAGACCUCACUUUCUUUAGUUUAUCUGAGUUUGUGGUUGCCCGGUUAAGAGCUGCUCCAAGUUCUCCCCUCUUUAUAGCUUCUAUUAUCUCAUACAUCUCCAAGAAAGAUUGUCUUGUUGUGCAUUCUCAGUGACUAACAUUUCCCUAUUAAUUUUUUGGAUAUGAUGAUUGAGAAACAUAAAUGGAUUAUUUUGUUCAAUCUCUAGGCCCAAAUGUUAGUUGCCAAUUUUUUUUGUGUACAAAACUUAGACCAGGAUUAUGGGAGAUCCUUAAGUGGGUUUUUAGAAAAAAUGGCUGAUUUAAUUAAAUAGAAACUAAUUAAAAAGAGAGUAACCGAUCCUUAAUCUGAUACUUUGGUGAUCGAUUUAAAGAGGAGUUACUAGGGCACGUGUCAGCACAUCAGAAUUUUUCUAUUUUUUUCUUUUUUCUCUUUUUCUUUACUUAUUUUCUUCUUGUUUUCUCCCUCUGUUGGCGUCUCGGCUCCUCUCGUCUUCUACGAUCGCGAGACCUCUCUUCCGGCGGCGAGUUAAUCAGAUACCUCCGGCGAGUUAAUCAGAAUUUAUAUCCAAGAAGAAAUAGGAACACACAUUUCUUGUUGUAACAUCUUAGUUUAAUUAGUUUUGUAUAAUAGAGUAAUUAAUGGAAGUGAUUAAUAGUAGGACCAAAAUUAAUUAGUUAAUGAGUAGGUGCAACAACAUUUUCUAAGUAGAUUUUUUAGGACUCCUUCUCUUUUAAUAUUAUUGAUUCUUCAAUAUUCUAUCAAACUCUAUCUGCAUCAUAUACUCUAUUCCAUCAAAUUGCCAUCCUGAUGAACUGUUUUACUUGCAUUAUUCUUUUGAUUUUCUAUUAAUUUAUCUAUAUUAGUCUCUACAUUGUUCAAAUUAUUCGUAAUCAAAUGCAUAUAUGAUGAUUUAGAAACAUUAAUGGAUUAUUUUGUUCAAUUUCUAGACUGGAAGACAUCUUUCGCUACAUAAGAGCAUGAUUAUCCACAGAAACCCAUUUGUGUUUCUUAAGGAUUAUUUAAGUAUAUAAAUGUAUUUUAGUGGAUUUAAGAACUUUACUUAAGAAACUAUUCAAUUUUGUGCCUCCAAUGGUAGUUUCUUAAUUAAAGAUUCUUAAAAAAAAAUCCUAACCAUAACCUAAUUCAAACCAAACAAUCAAUCCUAACAUUUUGACAUAAAUCUAACAUAUUUAUUACCAAGCAAACAAUCCUAACCACAACCUAAUUCAAACGCGUUUUCCUUAACCACAACCUAACUCAAACAAACAGUUAUUAACAAGAGCAGUAAAGAAAAAAAAGGAAAAGUUGAAGAAGAAUACAGUUUUGGUCGAUUACCUCAACUCUCAAACUCGGUGUAGUCACUGUCGGAGAUCAUAGUCUGCUACCACGCCUUCCCUGCUGCCUUGAUUGCCAAAGCCUCAUAUUCAAACCACAGUUAAAAACAAACACUUUACACAAACCACACUCGAGAAGAACUUUAACAUAUUCAUUCUAAUUUUGUCACUAUAUACCAAAAAGACAACAUUUGAGAUCACUUCAAAAGGAUGCAACUAGCGCCAUGGCUUAUAGGAAAACACAGAUAUGAAGAUUCUUGGUCUUGAUGUAAUCUUACUUAUCUACAAUGAGUUGCUUCAUUUCUUGCAGUCAGACCUUUGAUAUGUUCUUCCAAGAACCACUUUCAAAACCGUUUCAAAUAUAUUAAGUUUUUUUUUUCUCAUGGACUUGAGAUGAAGAAGCACUGGUCAAGCAAAACAUGUUUCUCUCUGAAAUCCAGUGAAUUGAAAAGGAGAAAGACUUCAACCAAAAAAAAAAAGGAGAGACAAGUAGAAGUGAUAAAGCACAGUUAUGAAAUUCAUUCGUGGCAUAACCAAAAACUGAAGUUUUCCCAAUCAACAACAAAAACAUCAUAAACCGAAAACAAAGUUACAGUCAACCUUUAUAACAAUCCAUUCUUGAAAUCAAUCUUAAGAACUUGGUCAUCAGUUAUUCCUCAUCUGAUAACAAAGUAUUAAUCAAAAAAAUCACCUUAGCUUGGAGUAGCAGACGAACGCGGACGCUGCAACCAAACCAGCACCAAACCAAUGGCCACCACAACUCUACUCCCAUACCAACCUUUGUGUUUCUCUCUCUGAGAACCAUGUUUUCCCCGAUCUUCUUACAUUAACCACCUUCUUAUCAAGGACAUCGUUGUUGAGUGGAAGAUGAUGGCUCUGACGACGAAUCUGAAGCCGCCUUGGGAUGACGCUUGCUCAUCGUGUUCAGGAUCUGAUUUGGCAAUGGUAAUGGCGAAAACAGAGGUUCUGAUGAGGAAAUUAUACCAAAAGAGAGGCUUCUCUUGGGGGAAGAGUGGUCUCGCGAAAGAGAGGAAGUAUUAAAUAGUGAACGUUUGAUAAAGGUUUUACAAUAAAUAAUAUACUAUUAUUGUCAUUUUAAACACAAUUUGUUUUACGCUAUAUCACCUUUCCAUUAUCAUCUAAUGGCAACUGAACAAAUCCUUAUAGCAUACUAGGGUCGGCCCGCCCUACGGGCGGGAUAUAUUUUACUUAUGAUUUAGGUUAUUAUUUUUUGUAUGAUUUUGUGGUUUGUAUUUUAGGUUUGCAUUUUUAAAAAGUGUGUAUGAUACACUACAAAAAAAAGGAUCAUAUUACAUCACAUAAGCAUAGUAUCAGAAAAACGAAUGAUAUCAAUUUGAGACAAUUAUUAAUUAAUGAUACAAAAUAUUUGUUUUAACAUCAAUUAUUGUAAUCGUUGUUGUUAUUAAAUUAUCUUCGUAUAUAUUAAUCUUUGUUAAGAAAGUGAAAAUCAAUUAAAAGAUAUAUUAUAUUUCACAUACAUGUAAAAAUAUGUAGCUUACUCUAAACUAAAAAUAAUUUUAAUUUUUACUAUUUUUUGUUGUUCUUAUCAGAAAUCAAAGGUUUGAUAAAUUAAUAAAAAUCUUUUAUUUUUUCAUUAAUGUAACUAUUUUACAUUUUUAGUGUUUUUAUAUUUUUAUUUUAAAAUUAAGUAAAAUAAAAAUGCAUGUCACUACAGUUGAGAUUUAAUACAUAAAUUAUGAAUUAUUUUUCAUUCUUAUAUAUUUGUUUGUGAAUGCAUUGGUACUUUUUUAUACGUUUUUAAAACUAUUGAGUUAGAUAAUGUGAAAAAUGAAUCAAUUUACAAUUUUUUUUUCCUAAAGUUAGUUAAAUAACAUAACAAUCUAAAAUUGAUUAUUUAAGUAUACACACAUUAUAUCAAUACUAUUAUCAAAUAAACCAUAUCAUCCAAAUAUUUAUCAAAUAAACCAUAUGAAGCCAAGAUCGUACUACAUUUUCAGAUUAAGUAACACUCAUUCAUUUAAGCAGGAAUUUUAAAAUUAUUUACUAUGAAAUUAAUAAUCCCUUAUAGCAUAUUACUAUAAUAUAAAGUUAUAAAAAUAUAUUCAAACCAAUAGCUACUUUAAAAUCAUAAUAUGUAGACUACAAAAAAUAAUGUAUCUUUACGUUAAUGGAAUUUAAACCAAUAUAUUUUUGGUUAAUUAAGUUCAUAAAGAACUUUAUGAAUCAUAUAAAAUUUUCUUUGUACAACUUAGUUAAAUUGUUUGGAUGGCCAAUUAGUUUAGAGAGAUAUAGAGAAUCAUGGAAUCUAUGGUACCAACAUUGCAUCCAUGUUGUUUGUAUUUCUCUUCUCAUUGACAUUGUCCUCUGCUGUUACUUCUCAGAGAGAGCCACGUAAGAGUAAUUGUUGCAUAUUCUUUCUUUUUCUUCUUGAUUGUAAUUCUCGAAAGAGUCAGCAUGAAGACAUUGGUUUUGGCUCUAAGUAUAGCCAAGUAAGUAGUUCACAAAGCUUUCAUGACUCAGAAGAUAGACACGUAUAAACAUGUUAACCACAUCCCUCAGAAUACAGUGACUGUUGGAAUAAACCAAAAGAUAGAAAUUUACAAAUCAGGAAUUUACUUAUAGAUAUACCAACUCUACUAUUUUCUUUUUUUGUUAAAAUUACAAAAUUAUCUUACCAUAAAAAACGUAAAAAAAAAUGUAAUCAUUAAAUCAGAAAUUUACUUAGAGUAAUCCCAACUUUACUAAUUCCCCCUUUUGUUAAAAUUUACAAAAAUAUCUUACCAUAAAAGUGUAAAAAAUGUAAUCAUUAAUUCUUUUUAUUGUUUGCCUUUUUCCCUCAUCUUUGUUGGUGACAAAACAUUAAAAAGUACAAAUCUCUGAACCUUUCUCAUCUAAUCUAUGUCUUCUCAUGUCCUUCACACGUAUAAAAAUCGCCAAUCCAGGUUUGAUCAGAAUCAUCAUCCAAAUAAUUGCCUCCUUCUCUUGGUUAGAAGAGAGAUAGAGAGAAAUACAUAAUUGUGGAGAUAAAUGGGAAACAGUCUCAACUCAUAUAGCAUUUUUUUCCUUCUCUCAGGUCUGCAAUGGUACAUCUCACCUAUUCCAGUCUGUAUUUAAGAAUCUGAAACAAAAUACUAUCUCUCAUCAUUCCCUCUCUAUAAAAUACAGACAAAACCCACAUUCAUAGAUAAUUCAUUAAUUCUGCUUGCAGAAAGGCCCCAUCCAUGUAUUCCAGAUCUCCAAAAGAAGACCCGAUCAAUUUCUGUCCUUCGUGGCAUGAAACAUACAUAUUAGAUUUGAUGAUAAUACCAAAAAGAAUACACGUAGACUGAAAUCUCAUUAAAACAUCAGAGAAUGCUUGCCUGCAGUGUGAGAAACCAUGUUCAUUGCUGCAAGUUCCAGUUACGGACCAACCCAGUUGCUUGUCCCUUGGAUUGAAGAGGAAGGAAACCAAGCAAGAAUUAAAUCGCAGAGAAGGAAGAAAAUAUAGGAAAAAGCAACGCAGCUCUUAACACAGGUGAGAUUCAUUUUGUGGCACGGCAUAUAAGACAACAACCUCAGUGCUAUGAAGGCUGCACCAUGUGGUCGUGAGAACUUGUUGCAGCUUUAGUACUUCGUACUGUUGUUAUGGCGUAAUGUUCACUACUUGUUGGGGCAAUGCUUGAUUGAACGUCCCGAGAGAGAAGUGCCUAGAGAAAAGAUAAUCAAACACGGAGCCAACAUAAUAGAUUUAAUUAAGCUUUCAAAUUAUAUGAUCAAUCUGAAGAGAAGCACUUUGAACAAAUAGAAGAGACUAAGUCUAAUCCUAGAAAAAACACAGACAUACAAAUAUUUAAUAUUGAUAUUACUCUAUCAAUGAGUAUACUUCUUCCUAAUUAUCAGUAGAAUUCUAAAAUAAUUAGGUCCAUAGAUAGCAUAAGGAGAGAUGCCUGAUGAUUUAUGUCAAGAGAACUAAUAAAGAGCUUAUCUUUGCCUUAGGUCAAAGUUUAGUGAUCUCGUGCAACAAAUUUCUUUUACCAUCAAUUCUCUGCAACACAAUUAUAAAUAGUUUAUUGUCAACUAACGUACUGGAACAAAAAAAAAAAGUCGAGGUCAUCAUAAGCUGGGGAUUUAACAGAAGGAGUAAGCCUGCAUAUAUAUAAAGAUAUCCAAAGUAAUUUAGUAUAUAGCAAAAGAACUUAAGAAACAAACUAAAAGAUAUACAUCCUAUUUUCAAAUCUGAAAUCAAAGAAAUAGAAAUCGAGUGAGAGAAAUUUCCAUACCUAAAAUACGUAUAUAACAGUUUCAUAAUGUUUAGUUUAAGAACACUAUGACCAUCAGUUUAAUAACAUAAAAAGUCUAUGAACAUAAUCUUAAGAACACUUCUAACAUCGAUUAAAAAGCACUUUGAACAUGAGUUUAUGGAUAUAAAGCACUCUGAACAUGAGUUUAAGAACAGAUUUACCUUUGAAUCCAGUAAGAGCACAUCAAGAUACAUCAGUUCCCCUCCACGUUUCACAUUCUUGGCUUCCCAGAAUCUGAGCAACAACACUUAGACGUUGGAGGAGCAGCCUCCAGAUUUCAAAUCAGAAAGAAAGAUUUAGUGUUUUCACAGAUUGUGAGGAUGUUGUUCAAAUGAAAAAGCUAACCUUUUAUAGAUGAAGAAUAGACCGCCUUGCAGAGACAUAACUUACAAUCAAUGCCAAGAUCGUGCUAAAUGUCGGUCUUUGGAGUUAAGAAGGCGAUGAUGGCGUCGAAUCUGUAACUCAGACGGUUUCGGUUGAGUAGAGUAGAAGGCUAAACGACUUAUGUGGAGACAGACGAAGAGAUUCUCCAUCUCGUUUCAGUCAUUGAAACACUAUGUAGCACCGAGACGGAGACGGAUACGGGGACAGAAACGGGGACGGAAUCGGGGACGGGAAACGGCAAAACUAAAAAUGUAAAGAUACGGGUACGGCAUAUAUAUGUGUAAAAAAAUAUAUAAUAUCUAUAAGUUUAAACUAUAAACAAGUCAAACUAUAAAUUUCAACGUAAAAGUAGAGCAAAGAACAUAAAUUCACAACCAUAAACUAAAAAACAGAGCAAAGAACAUAUAGACACGAUCAUAGAGUUAACAAAACAGAGAACAUUUGAUAUAACCACGAGCAGUAACCAUUAGGUAAUUAAAAUAUUGGAGUUAUAAUAGAUAAUGUGAAACACCAUUGAUAGUGUGAGAGAGGACGCAUAAAAAAGUAACGGACUUGGAAGAAGAACAAAAACCUUUGCGACUUGUGUAAGUAAUCAAAUUUGGGCCAUUCCGUUUGGGCUUCAAUUAUGACGAUUAACAAAAUGCCCACACACAUAUCUUAAAAUGAAACUCUGCGGUUUAUUUGACUGGACACGUGUCGGCUCUAUAGGAAAGGAGUUUCCACGUGGACAUCCCAGGAGUGACACCAACAAUUUUUUAUAUAUAUAGAUAUUUAUGUACAUAUUUAAAUUCAUAUUUAAAUAUCAGUUGAAAUAUAUAAAAAUAGUCCUAAUAGCAUGCUCACCAUAACGAAACAAAAAACUUAUGAAUUUCAUUUUAUAUAAUAAAUAUAUAUGAAAUCGGAACAAUUAUAGCAAACAUAAUAAAUCGAAAUAUGAUUUUUUAAUCUUUUUUUUUGGUCAACAUUAUGUUUUAAUCUAUACUACUAAAAUAGGAGCGUUCCUUUUUUAAUGAAAAACAAAAUCUUACCUAAAAUGAUCCUACUUUUCGACGGUAAUUUUAAUACUUACUAGAGCUUGAUCCGCGCGUCCGUGCGAGUGUUUAUUUUUAUUUUUUAUAAAUAAUUUUUUAUUUGUAUUAGUUAUAAUAUAUAUUUUACCCGUUCAAAUAAUUUUUUAAUAUGACAUUUCGAAACACAAUAAUUUUAUUUUUUAUAUUAAGUAAUUUUAUUUUAUCCUGUAAACCAUCAAUUGUAUGAUCAAUAUUUUUAGAAUAUGACAUGUAUAUCCAAACAAAUGUAUUUUUAUUUUUUUUUAUGGAUCAAAACUUUAUGAUAAUAUAUAAUAAUAUUUUUUAUAUAUAAUAUUUAUGGAUUAAAAUUUUAUGAUAAUGUAUAGUAAAAUUGUUGUAUAAACUAUAUAUUAUGUAUUUUUCGAAUUAGUAAAAUAGUUACCGUAUAAUGUAUGUAUUUAAAUAUAAAACUUAUAUAUGGAAUUAAUUAUUUCCAAACACACAUAUAUAAAAUAAUAGUAAAAGACAAAAAAUACAAAAGCUAGGUUUAUUAAUUAUUGUUGCCAUAAAUUUUAGUUAAAAUUUAAUUUGGGAAAUACAUUAAUUAAAGAAGAAAAGACAAAGAAUCAUAAAAGGUAAGUUAAUUAAUGACUUCAGUGGCAUGUCAUUGUAAAUAAGUU
Messenger RNA from Brassica rapa (field mustard), 15139 nucleotides. RefSeq names its product probable E3 ubiquitin-protein ligase EDA40. NCBI's taxonomy places the organism in Eukaryota, Viridiplantae, Streptophyta, Magnoliopsida, Brassicales, Brassicaceae. The record is from RefSeq and is a predicted model, not a curated record.